This is a messenger RNA of Episyrphus balteatus (marmalade hoverfly), 4010 nucleotides long. RefSeq names its product chymotrypsin-2-like. The coding region runs from base 1420 to 2607 and encodes 395 amino acids. NCBI's taxonomy places the organism in Eukaryota, Metazoa, Arthropoda, Insecta, Diptera, Syrphidae. Gene Ontology annotation, molecular function: serine-type endopeptidase activity. The record is from RefSeq and is a predicted model, not a curated record. Gene Ontology annotation, biological process: proteolysis. The transcript has 5 exons.
AAAUAAUAAAAAAAUAUUUUUAUUUUAAGUGGAGCAAUUGAAUAUAAUUCAAUUUUAAAAUUCAAAUGACCUCAACUCCAAAGCGUUUCGCUCCACUUUAAAUAAAAAUAAUUUUUAUUAUUUUUUCGAACCAGGCUCUCCACGAACAUGCAAGAAGGAAUUCUGAGGAAAUUCGCUCAUCAAAGUUUCGACGGAUUCGAAAGUAAAUCAGAUAUUUUUCGCUGAAGAUGGAGCCAUCAUAAGUGAAAACUCAACAUCCUUGCAACGAUCAAUGUGUGACUGUUCUGAAGGGAAGUGGAUAAGCUCGAAAAAGAUAAAAUAUUUAUGAUGUCCAUUUUCCGACCCUGACGGCCCACGGUUGUCCAAAAUGACUUUUCAUAAUCAUAACUUUUGAACGGAUUGAGGUAGCGGUACAAUUUUUUUGAAAAUCAUUAUUAACGGUUUUUUUUAAUCCGAUAUUCUCCGAAACGGCUUAUUCGAUUUCAACGAAACUUUUUGUGAAGAAGCACUUAUAUAACUCAAAUAUAAGCCAAAAAUAAAAUUUCAAAAAAAAAUAAUUUUUGGAUUAAAAAAAAAACUUGAUAGUUGAGUCAAUGAGGAGUCAAAUGCAGGGGAUCCGAAAAAAGUUGUGACGUCAGAUAAGUUUGAAUGCAGUAUUGAAGAGGGGCUUAUCCUGAUUAUAAAUCUCAGUUUGCGUAUUGUUUGGUCUUGUGGGGCGUCCACCAUUUUAAAAAACGCAUUAGUCUCAAUACCUCGAGAACGACUUGUCAUACAGAAAGCUUCAAGGACUUUUUAGAUUGGAAAUAUAAUUAUUAUCUUUCUUUCUAUGGCAUAUCAUUUUUCUCUAUUAGUAAUACUUUCAGAGUAAGAGAAUAGAGGAUGGAAGAGUUAAAGACAAUUUGUAUACCGUUACAGAUGGUUUCCAACGUACGCACAAGAUUAUUUUUCCUUCAGAAAUGUGGCCUUACAGAGUGAGAGCUGGCGUUAUUGACCGGUGGAGUGGGAGAGUUGUGAUCCCAUGAGAGUUGAAGAAGAUGAAGUUUUUUUAUUAAUUCAAAAUUUUACGAAAUGUAUUAAAAUUUUAGCGCAAUUUCAUAAGCCAUCUAUAUAUAAUUUUGACCCCAAAAAGGCUUGCUACGAUUAAUAUUAAUUAUCAAAUAUAAUGUUACGUUUAAACUAAUAUCACCUUUUUUAUAAGACCAAUUACACUGUAGAAUGUUUUGAUAUUUUAGGAAUAGUGAAAUUUACUCCAAAUUUGAGUAUCUUUCAAGCUUUCAAGGUUUGUAGAGACAUUUUCAUUUUAACUGAUUUGGAAAAUUUUCUAUAUUCUUGAUUUUGCGUACGGUUUUUUGGUUCGAUAAAAAUAAUAUAUAAACUCCGAUUUUCUAAAUAUUAAUUUCACAAAUUGUGGGAGAGAUAAUGUUUCCAUUAAGUAAAAUAUAUAUACUGGCUCUACUUUACAAUGUUGGGAUUUCAUUUGCCCUUUUCGAAUCUUGCAACUAUUCGUACAAUAAUACCGAUCCUAAUAGAGAAUUCAUUUUAUAUUCACCAUAUUAUCCUAAUCAAUACACUCCAGGAACUUCGUGCUUGUAUAUGCUGACGGUUCCACUGGAUUAUGAAAUUGUUGCCGAUUGCAGUUUAUCAAUACCAAAGGGAAAAACUUCAUGUUCUACUGACUUCUUUUUCAUCUCUCGGGAUGGUGAUCAAAGUUUAAAUGGAGCUGAGCAAAUUUGUGGUUCGGGGAAUAUUACUCGUGUAUCAGAAUUUAACAAAAUUGUCAUAGCUUACUCUUCAUCUGCAAAUAGCCGAGGUGGUCGCUUUAGUUGCAAUUUAAGUACGCGAGUAAAGGCCUGUGAUUGCGGUUGGUCCUCACAAACAAGAAUAAUUGGAGGUACUGCAGCUAAACAAUAUGAAUACCCAUCUAUAGUUAGUCUUUGGCAAAAAAGAACACAGCAGCAUGUUUGUGGAGGGACUAUAAUCCACCGGCGUUAUAUUGCUACAGCAGCACACUGUACUUUAUUUUUGGAGGAUCCGCAAAACAUACUCAUUCAAGCUGGGUUUAAUGCAACGGAGAAGACUGUUCAAUUUACAAGAAUUUAUGAAGCUGAAGAAUUUAUAAAUCAUCCCAACUACAAUUGGUUAACAAGUUACAAUGACAUAAGUCUUAUUAAAACGAAAACUCCUAUCGAAUGGGCAUGGCACAUUGGGCCAAUAUGUCUCCCCAUUAACCAAGAAUACAAUAACUUCGACUUUGAACCAGUUGAUAUCGUUGGUUGGGGUACCACUUCCUUUGCGGGUUCACUAUCAAAGAAUUUGCAAACAGCCACUGUAUAUGUAGUACCUUAUAAUGACUGUCAAACACAAAUACCUUUUGUACAACAUUCGGAAUUAUGUACAUAUUUACAAGGAAAAGAUUCUUGUCAACGGGAUUCUGGUGGACCAGUUGUUUCGAAAGGAUACACUCGGCAGUAUUUACUGGGAAUUAUAAGUAGAGGUAAUGCAUGUGGAUCUGGUCCGGGAAUAAACACUCGUACAACUUCUUACCUUGAAUGGAUUUAUCAUGUGAUCGAAGGAUCCUUGUGUUAUAAGCCGUUAAAAAAAAAUUGAAAAAAAAAUUAAGUUUUUUCGAGAACUUCUAAUAAAACAUAUUCGCCUUUAAAACUUCUUCAAUGAUUUAAUUUUUAUAAUAAUUACGUAGUAUGAAUACACCACGAACCAAAACUCAAAGGAAUAAUUGAAUCAUUGACAUACUAUUAUACAUGGACUGCUAUUCGUGUGAAUAUGAUUCAACGGAUUCACACCGCGAUGCUAGCGAAUAAUGGACUCAGGUAUAUGCGGAAGACGAAUAUAAAGACGCCAAAUUAAUUACUUUUAUUUUAUUGAUGCUUCAAGAUUUUAAGAAACUUAAAUACUAAUACACUGAAGGAAAAAACAACUUAAAAUCAACGAAAACCACGUUGAUUCAACUAUUUUUCGGAAUGAUUUUGCGUUGAAGACGAAAAUUUUAAAAUCAAAGUAGAACAUCGUUAGUUUAAAGUGGUUAAGUGGUUAUAAAACAUCUUUAAAUCAAAGAAGUUUCAACUUAAAAAAAAAAAGCGUCAAUUUAUCAAAAAAAAAACAAAAACAAAAUGGGCAGCCGCUGGGGAUCGAACCUAUAACUCUUGGGUUACUAGGCGAAUGCUUUACCAACGUGCUAUCUCACUGUUGAAAAUUAGAGUGAUAAAAUGCAGCAAAAGCUGAAGUUCGACACAAAUAAAAAAAUUCGUACGUUGUUUCAAUUUUAUUUUGAAGAAGUUUCAUGUUAAUGUUUUCAACAUUAAAUCAACGUUGAACAUUUUACAUUUUACGUUGCGUUUUUCCCUCAGUGUAUGUAUGUACUACGCUUCCACCUACCCUUAAUCCGAGAUUUAGCUAAGUAUAUUUAGAAUAAAUCUCGAGGUUCUUUAAAUUAUUAUUCACGUAAACGCGGAAAACCCAUAGAAACCGUAGAAUUUUCUAUCGGUAGAAAUGAGCUGUCAAAAUUUGUAUGGGAAAAAUAUUCCGCAAAUCAUAGAAUUUUAUCUCACAAAUUUGAAGCAGAAACCGUAGAAAACAAAUCUGAUAAACUUUGGGUGUGUUCAAUCACCUAUCGGAUAGGCUAUCUGGGAUCCCCGUAUCUGGAAUAUCUUUUUGAACGCGAUUUAUGUGUUAUUAUUCAGAUAACCACAAAUAAAAUAUAUGUUAAUAUUGAAAAGAAAAUGUUAUUUUAUUUGAGCAUAUUACAUUUUUUUUAUUGUUGCAUAGUACACUUAGGGGCAAAAAAAAAACGGAAUGAAAUAAAUUAUUUAUAUUGAAAACAAAAAUUGCAAUGGAUAAAAUAAUGUUUCUUCUAGUCUCAUGGUCUCAUUUAAAAGCUUGAAUUUUUUGCUUUGAAUUGUUGGUAGAAACAUAAAAAUGCAUACGAUAGUAUCGUCGCUAUCUGUCAAUAAAUUGCACUUCAAAUGUUAAAUUUUCUGGAUACUCUGCUUCAA